Molecule: messenger RNA, 4426 nt
Organism: Opisthorchis viverrini
Lineage: Eukaryota; Metazoa; Platyhelminthes; Trematoda; Opisthorchiida; Opisthorchiidae
Exons: 10
Coding region: 1-3672 (1223 amino acids)
Source: RefSeq, a predicted model, not a curated record
AUGAUUAGGAUUGGGUUGCUGAUUAUCGCUGGUUUACCUGACCUCAUCUCACCAUCUUUCGGGGGUGUAGCUCUGUUCACAACGAUUUAUCUUCGACCUGUUUCCCCAUUUCCCGAAUCCCCUUCUACCAACAUCUCUUCCCUCCCGGUUGUUAUUUCCAUGACCAACAAAUGUGCUUCCUCAUCUUCAGUCCAUUCGUCGUGUUCAUCGACGGCCCUUUUCAACGGUGAUUUAACCCCUAAUCAGCCCACUCUCAAUUCUCGAGCUGCUUCUGUGAUGCAUUCCUGUUCCUCAACUUUGCUCAACCGGAUCUCCACCGACCCGAAUAGUUACUGCGCCGUGGUAGCUGACGCGUGUCGGUUCAACCGCGGUCUUGGCAGAGGCCGUAUCUCACGACUACCGUUUCUGGACUUGGCUACCCAGACUUCCCAACGCCCUGCUCCAUGGCUCUAUCGACCACUGUGCGAGCGAUCUAGAAACGUAUUGGAAAGUGGCACACACGUAGUUCUCCGUUAUAUGCGCCAUCGAUGGCGACUAGACUACCAAACGCCUUUGAGGAAACGAAAGUUGGCCGCGGAUCGUCUUUGGUUUACCCUACGAACUGGGCUGACCGCUUUGGGGAUUCCAGUCGAAUUGAUUCCUCUGGUUACCAAACGAGCUUAUGCAAUAGCCGGUCUCCCAAUACCGCCGGGCCUCGCCCCCCAUCUUGAAGCAAUGAUUGCAAAAAUCAAUCCGACUAGUUCUCAACCAAAUGGGACCGGAGCUUACUCCUCGUCCGCUCGCACCCAUCCAUCCUCACUUGGUCUGAGUACGAAGAAGCAUUCAAAUUCCGAUCUCGUCAACGAUUCAGCCAGUCGGAAAGCACCUUUAAAUGGUCGGGAAGAGGAAUUGUCAACAGUAGUGGAUGAUACUCUUGUGGAUUCAGCAGAUAUUGUGAUCAAACAGCCUUGUGUGAGCAUGACUCGAUGUCGUUUGUUUGAUGCUGGAGGGACCCCAUUGGCCACUGGGGAGGACAGUGCAUUGUCCGCAGAUAAUGCUGGAUUGAAACGAGCUUCCAGUGGGGUCAGUGAAGAUGGUGGAGUGUGUUGUGACACGAAGACAGAUGAUGAAAUGUCCGUACAGUCGGGUAAUGGGACCAAACUGGGCUCGAAUUCAGACGGCCUGUAUGCGCGAGCCAAAUACGAGGCUACGGUGUACGAGGUGGAAGACGAAUCACCCGAGCAAGAUGACGAGGAGGAGGAGGAGGAUGAAGAGUUGGAUGAUGAUGUUGAAUGGAUUCAGUCUCGUGGGCGGCGGUCUUACCACGCAUUAGCCGGUGGACGUGCAUUCGGAUCCGCCAAACGACGAAGGCGUUCUUUGGCCAGACGCAAGGGGAGUCGGUUCGCUGUUGUAGGCACGCGACUUUCAACCCGUCGAAUAGCUGCUGGUUCGUUCGCGCAAACUCAGCGAUCUCCCGGUGGCAGACAAAAGCGUCUAACGGAUCGAUCGGUGGUCAGAACAGACUCCGCUAUCCAUCAGAUUUCAUCUUCACGUGCGACUUUAUCGGUGCGUGGUAAAUCUACAGCCAACUCGUCUGGUCCGAACAGAGAAUCUGAAUCUAUGCGUGAUGAUCACUGGGAAGAGUUUGCUGAGCCCGGAUUUCAGCCCAAUGCGAACUUUUGUUCUCUUCCACUCAAGACAUCUGACGACCCGGCUGGAUCAAGCCUCCUGGAACAUACUCUGGGACACUGCGUCCCGUAUACCUCCCCGUCAUUGUCUGCGACACUGCUCAAUUCCACCAGUGAGAACGUCAACUUACGACGGGAUACUGCCGGUAUGAGUUCCCGGAAUAGUCCAACCACAGAUAUUAGAAGGCCAGUACAAAGUGCACCCUCCAUUUCGCGCUCCGGCAUAUCAGCUGCAGUUUCAACCGCCGGUCCGGCUCUCUCUCCUCGCAUCACAAUGUCUCAGCUUCUGUGUUCGGCGAGCAGUACUUCAACUACUAACAAUUUUGUAACAGGCAAUUGUGGACUACAGUCUAGUCCGUCCACACCGUAUGACUACCCUGCAACCAGUUUGUCGGAACGUGACGGAAUAUGUUUCAAAGAUCCAUAUUCUCGUCCUGGUCAGCCGCAACCGCCACCUACAAGCACUGCUCAAGCAAUGAAACCACUACCUGUGAAAGAUUAUCCCGCCCCUGUCGCCAUGGCAGGCUCUCCGAUUCCUCGUAGUGCAGAGUUUCAGCCACCGUGUGUCGCCGCAAAUGCUUCCGCGUCCUCAACUAACCCCAAUCGGACUUCUCCGGGUGUGCUUCAACUAACCCCAAUCGGACUUCUCCGGGUGGUUUGUGCUUCACGUUAUCGAUCCACGGCUGGACUACGCUAUCACUAUCACAGUCAGCAUUCAGGUUAUACACCCAAAAACCCGAUUUCCGCGUCAGCUUCGCGACUUGUGGUUCCGGUUGGUGAAGAACGUGGGAUUGGUGGUGGGCUUCGCGGUGGUCGGCCUAGACGGCAUAAAGGUUCAGCUCUGGACGGUAGAGGACGCGGGAGACUCAAGGAGUCCAAUGACACGAAAGCUCCGAAUCGUGCAAACGUAUCCGGUUCUGGCAGUGGUAUCCCUUGUAUGGAAGAGACCGACGGCUUUCGCUCUGCCGUAGCUGCUCACGACCCAUUAUCUGGCCCGGAAAGGCAUACCUCACCCCGUUCGGACCCGUUCACGCCAUCUUUCUCGGGACAUUACAUGUCAUCUGGCCAAAGCACCGGUUCCAGCAACGCUACCGUCGGAAUGACAUCAAACAGAACGUCGGAAGUGACUAACCCUGGGGGCGUGCAUUCAUCUAUGCGUCCUUUUGCCCGUUCCAGUUGGGUGGAUUUCUAUCCAAACAGAUCGUUGGACGAUAAGAACGAAUCGAAAUUCGGCCCUUCAAUCAGUGGAUUACUCGCUAGCCCUGGAGGUCAGCCAGUGACCUCUUCGGACAAUGACAUUGUCGAGUUGACACAAGGUCCCAGUAGCACAUCUCAUCAACGCGCAAACACGUUACAGUCUUUGGCGGCAAUGGAGAACAACGUUGCAGCCAGUUUAUCCUACCACCCGCGGUCACAAUCGUAUCCACAAUCAUCCGUUCCUAUUUCAUCUUCUGCCAAUUCCUACGCACCGUCCUUGAGCUGGGCGUCAUCACAGGAUCCCUACACAAACGUUGCUGCUGUACCGUCAGACCAACCGUUUACCGCGUUCCAUUCAAGUCCAGCGCAACGCCGUUUUGAACGCCAACGUUGCCCGGAUAGGUUGAGUUUGAACCCUCCACCGAACGCCUCAUGCGUACCGACUUGUGUCUAUUGUCUUGGAGAUGAUCGACUCAAUCCUCGCCUUGGACGUUCGGAAGGCUUGUUGAGAUGCUAUCGUUGUGGUACCUGGGGACAUUUCAGUUGUCUUCAAUUGCCCUCGCAUGUGAUCGAUAUGGCAAUGCGAUAUCCAUGGCAAUGCAUUGAAUGCAAAACCUGCUGGGUUUGUGGUUCCGCGGAACAAGAGCCUCGAAUGGCGUUUUGUGGAGAUUGUGAUCGAACCUUCCACAUUGACUGCCUCCCUAAUCCACUGCCGCGUGUCCCGACAACGCAUUGGACUUGUUAUAUCUGCGUGCAUGGAUUGUACGCAAUGCCCCCGACUAGCACGAUAAUCGAGCCGCAGUACUGAACACCCAUCGGCGAUAUCCGUCAAUGCCACAGACAGGCAGACAGAUCUCUUUGACGCGCGUUUCCCAUCGCAUUUCCAAUCUUCUUGCUGUUGUGCUGUGCAUCGCGUCGUGACUGUUUCACAGAGAAGCUAUAUCCAACCUCCCGCCUCGUUUUUUCUCUCCCCCCUCAUUUUCUUUUCUUCAGAUUCCGCGUAUGCAGACAGCUGUUCUAGAAAAAAAGUUCGCCAUUGUCUUCUUUCGAUGGUGUUCCUUGUUUUGUAUUUUUCGCUCCGGUCAUUUCAUGAUGUUGCAUUACCUCAUGGUCGCCCUUUCACAUUCAUCACCGCAGACAGCUGUUUUGCUUUUUAGCUUCCGUAUUUAGCCUUUUUUUAUUAUCUUGCAUUGUGUUCACAAUCCUCCACACCUGACAAUCAUCAGCGCUGAUCGUUUCUAUUCGGACUGACUUGUGUUUUUUUUGUUUGCCUUGUGUUAUUUAAAAGCGAGUUGUUGACGGAGAAGUUCGUCUCACUGCUGUUGUUUUUUUUCGGUCUGCGAAUAUCAUUUGUUUUGAUCCUGACCUGCUUGCUUUGUCCUCGGUUUCCUUACCAUACCACGUACAGUACGUACUAUUACUAUUAUUAUUAUACUUCUUAUUAUCGAUAUUAUCGUUUCCCUCAUUUUUAUUCCCGAUUUCGUCUUUUCCUCCCCAGUGUAUUUCCCUCAUAUGCAAUCACGUGAAUGAAGUUUGCAGAGAAAGCACCAAGUGAAUUACGA